CACCGUUAAUUAGAUUUCCCCAAAGAAAUUUCUAGGGUUUUCAGAAUCUCCGAAAUUUGCUCUCUUUCUUGAAAUUUUGAGAGAGAAGAAAAAGUUAAAUUUAGAAUUUCCGAUAUUUUUGGGGUUGAGAUUGGGAAAAUCGGGGUUUCGAUUUGAAUUGGAUGGUGCAGUUAAUGAGAUCGGGAAAUCUUAGGCCGGAGCCGGAGACGACGUGCCGGGACAAGCCACCGGUGAAAUUGGAAAUCGUCGAGGAUACUUUAGAGGAAGAACAUGGCCCUCUUAGUAAACGAUCCAAACCCUCUCCAAAUCUUCAACAGUGGAACUCCGACGUCAAUGCUUUCCCGAUCCCUCCAUCGCAAUACAAUCCGUUGGAUGAGCCGAGCCCACUUGGUUUGAGGCUAAGGAAGAGUCCUUCACUUUUGGAUUUGAUCCAAAUGCGCCUUUCUCAAUCCCAAAGCAGUAGCUCAGCUGCCGAAGCUGAAAAUUUGAGCUCUGGAUUCAAAAAGGAGGCUAAAGCUGCUAUUAUUACCGAUAAGCUUAAAGCCUCAAAUUUUCCAGCAUCCAUUCUCCGAAUCGGCCAUUGGGAGUAUAAGUCGAGGUAUGAAGGUGAUUUAGUGGCCAAGUGUUAUUUUGCAAAGCAUAAGCUUGUUUGGGAGGUAUUGGAAGGUGGGCUGAAGAGUAAGAUUGAAAUACAGUGGUCGGAUAUUAUGGCUCUGAAGGCAAACUGUCCUGAUAAUGGACCAGGGACUUUGAAUGUUGUGCUGGCUAGACAGCCACUUUUUUUCAGGGAGACUAAUCCACAGCCUAGAAAACACACCUUAUGGCAGGCAACUUCAGAUUUUACUGACGGUCAAGCUAGCAUGCAUAGGCAACAUUUUCUGCAGUGUCCCCAAGGAUUGUUAAACAAACAUUUUGAAAAGCUCAUCCAGUGUGACAUGCGUUUGAACUGUUUAAGCAGACAGCCAGAGAUAAUUUUGGAUUCACCAUACUUCGAAUCACGAACUUCAGUGUUUGAGGAUCCUGAUGAACCGAAAGGGCAAGGUUUUGGCCAGGGGGAGACUGGUAAAGGAUCCACUAGCUCUGGCUUUCAGAAUAUAGCAUCACCAGCAGCUCAGUCUUCAUCCCUGGAGAUUGAGAAAGGGGAUUCUGCUGGUAUAACCUCAGAAAACAUGUCCAGGGAAGCUCCGUCCCCCAGUUCAGUGAUGGACUCUCAUGCCAUUGAAGGAAGUGGAGUUUGUGAAGCAGUGGAUUCAAAGGGGUCAAGGAAUUGGGACCAGAUAAAAGUGCCUGGACUUCACCCAUCUAUGUCCAUGAGUGAUUUUAUGAGCCAUAUCGGACACUGUCUUUCGGAACAGAUGACCUCUGGAAAUCCAUCUUCUGAAAAUAUACCAGACUGCCAGGAAAUGCUGGAGGAGAUUGCACAGUACCUUCUCAGUGACACUCAGUUUACAACAGCCUCUGAUGAGAAAUCCCUCAUGUCAAGGGUCAAUUCUCUCUGUUGUCUUUUGCAAAAGGACACUACAACAGGCACAAACUCACAGGCUAAUGGAGAAAAUUACGGUGGACCUGAUGAUGGAAAAGAUGUUCAGCUGAACAGAAGUCACGAAUCUGGGUUUAAUAUUACAGCUAACGGUGAUGUGAAGACUUCUGAAGGGGAUACAAAGGAAGUCUCUACUAGCAAGCAGGCUCCAGGCAUGUCAAGAAAAGACUCAUUUGGUGAGUUGCUGCUUCAUCUUCCCCGAAUUGCAUCUCUCCCAAAGUUCUUGUUUAACAUUUCAGAAGAAGAUGGAGAGAGUCAAGCUAGAUAAGAUAGUGUUCUUGUUUAUUGACCUUUCAGAAAAUGAUGAAUUUCCCAAUCUCUCUCAUGUUAGUUGCAAAUCUGAAGGUUGUCUAUUAUAUCAAAUGUAUGUGGAGGGAUGCUUCGACAAUGGGAUUUAUCAGGAUUUGGAAAAUUCUUUUGAUGAAGAAUUCUAGUAAAUCCCAUGUAAAAAUCUUUAGGGGUUCUAGCAAAAUUGUUUGAUGUAAUAUCUGGAGCAGAUUGUUGUUUCUAUUUUAAUUUGUAAGUAAAUUGUAAUUGAUCUGUGCAAGUUCUGUUCUUAUCAUACACUGUGGAAAUUGCUAAAUUGCUUUUAGCGCUUGAUUGUAAGUUGGAUAUUUCGACAUGGAGGGAUUGGGGAGGGUUUCCA
This is a messenger RNA of Theobroma umbraticum, 2186 nucleotides long. RefSeq names its product ATP-dependent DNA helicase. The record is from RefSeq and is a predicted model, not a curated record. NCBI's taxonomy places the organism in Eukaryota, Viridiplantae, Streptophyta, Magnoliopsida, Malvales, Malvaceae.